UGAGGAGAUGAGUGGAGGGUGAGCUCUCGUGGUGAGCACAAGGGUAGUGAGGCUCUAGUCGUCCCACCACACGCCCGUCAUGACACCCGCGCCACCACCCAAGUGAUCACUACUACACCGUCUACCACACUUGUUUGUGGCCUUGUGAAAAUCUAAUUGUUGUUGGAGAUAAAGUGUGGCACAUGUUGCCGAGCGUUGGCCCCGCGGGGGUGCUAGGCGGGGGUCUCCGCCCCCUGGGGCACUCUGGCCUUCCCGCCCACAGUCUGCUGGGGUCGCUGGGACCCCUGCCGCUGCCCUUCUCCGCCAUCACGUCAGCAGCGGGCACCAUGGCAGGGAUCACGACGCCCUAUGUCGUGGAGUCGCUGCUGAGAGAGCGACACCUGGCACGACCCGUGGCCACCAAGCCGCCCCUUCUGCUGCACGACGACCACCGUCACGCCGAACACUUCUAUUAUAAGGACGAUCCCGCCGCCCACUACCUAGGGUUGCUGGCACGCCCCGCGGGGCCUGACAGACUCACCCCGCCCGCCCCGCAGCCCUCACCUCCGCGCUCCAGGGACGGGGAGGAUGGCGGGGCAGGGGGCUGCGGGUGUGACGGGGACGCCCCCUCACACAGCCCCUGCCCUGACACACCCACCAGUAAACCUCACCUCAAGUUCUCCGUGACGGCCAUCCUGGGGCACGACACCCCCAGCCCCCCCGCCCGGGGCGACCACCUCCACCACGACCACCCUGACACAGAAUCCAUUGGCAGUAUAGCAGACCGUGGUCAUGGGCUGCCUCAGUUGGCCAGACCACGACCUAUAAUACACUCACCUCUACAGCCUCUCCUGUCAUGCCGACCUCCCUAUCUCAAUGUAGUAUAUGGGACUGUGGGCGGUAUGGGCGGCGUACCCUUACCUAGCACCUUCCCGUGGGCGGCGAUGGGCGUGGGAGUGCGAGGAAAGCCCCGGCGUGGGAUGCUGAGGCGGGCGGUGUUCAGCGACUUCCAGCGUAAAGGUCUGGAGGACAGGUUCCAGGUGCAGAAGUACAUCAGUAAGCCUGACCGUAAGAAGCUGGCGGAGAAGCUCGGCCUCAAGGACUCUCAGGUCAAGAUUUGGUUCCAGAAUCGACGGAUGAAGUGGAGGAACUCUAAGGAGAGGGAGCUGCUAGCCUCUGGGGGGACCCGAGAACAGACUCUCCCCACCAAAAACAACCCCAACCCGGACCUCUCUGAUGUAGGCGACGAAGUCCGGACCCCUGCUGGUAUCGCUUCCGCUAAGGAUGACUUAGGACUCCCUCCCAACGACGACCUGUACCCAAAAGAUCAUCAGGAGUUCCAGGGGCGAGGCGACGACGAUAGUUUUGUGGGUCAACAGGCCAGAGCUGACGCCUUCUCCUCCUCGCUGGCGUCAUCCAUCCCUGCUAAAAUACAGAUCAAGGACCUGUCGUCACUCUCUAACUACGGUAAGGCGACGGGGCCGUACGCCUUCCCGUACCAAGAGGCUGAUGGUGACUAUUCUGACGAGGACAUCAACGUUACAGAUGAACUGGUGGGGUCUAAUAACGAGGACAGCGAGAACGACUAGUCCUCGACGUCUCGAGGGGGUCUUAAUAAUAAAAAGCUUUCUUGAUCAGACGGGCUUUUUCGAUGACGUUAUUCUGGUGUUGAUGGGCCGAGGUGAACCACAUGUUACAGUGGGUCACCCGCGUCUGAUUCAGAAUGGACUUUCAGAACGCCCAACUUUGUCAUGUGUCAAACUUGUUAGUACGGUCGACCUGUGGCAGCCAUCUUUCCUUGAUGUUGACUCUGAGGUCGUUCCUGUUAAGGCCAUCCCCAUACCUGUAGCAAGAACUCCUGCCGUCACCCACGCCACCUGUAGAGACGCCAGCCCGCCAUGAACAUUUUAGGGGCACCAGUGUUCAUUAUCACCGGUUUUCCCACCCUUAAAAUGUAACUUUGGAGGGAUUACGUCCCAUCUCUGGAGCCUUUAUGUCCUUACUGCAGACCUCACCACAAAACAAUAUAAGAGAAUCCAAUCCAAAACUUCGACUCCCCGCGAACCUUUAAAAUGAGGGACAUGGAAUUCUAGCAAGAAAACAAAAACAAGCCUGGAGUACUUAACACCUUUCACCUGUACCCCGGGGUCUAGCAGGUGGUGUGGGGUGGCCAGGUGAGGCAGUACCUGGGGGCGGUAACUGCCCAGGUCCACCGUAACUCUACCUGCGUGUUCUACGAUAAUAUUGUGAUAUAUGAUCAUAUGGUUUAUCUUUUUACGCUUAUUAUACUUUCUUCCCUCGUAUUAUUUUUUUGUAAAUAUGUUUUGCGUUAUGGAGCCGAGUGGUGGUAGGAGAGAGAUAACAGGAGGAGAAGAAAGAAAAGUAGGAGAGAAUGACGAUGAUGAAGGCAGAGAAAGAGGAGGAGGAGGAGGAGGAGAAUCCGACUCAGAGACAGACAGUUCCCCCUCCCUCCUUCCCUGCCGUAGGCGACCUCUGCUAGCACCGACUCCCUCAUUAGUCUCUCUCCGGACUAUGCAAUGUUCCUCCUACACCGCCACCUUCACCAUCGUUCCUGUGACGUGAGCUUCUCUAAAACUCUCAAAAUAUUAAGCUUUAAUCUCCUCAAGAAAAGUCAGUUGAUUAUUACUCUACAACUUCAAGAAAACAAAAACAACAACUCAUAAGUAAUUUUCAGGUUGCCUUGUCAAAACUCAAACUACUUACGCCGCCGUGAUCUGACAGUGAUCAUUGUGGUGAGUGUUGUAGGAAGUUCAAGGGUCAGGGACAGGUAGGGUGUGUGGGCCUCAGAGCGUCAUGUAUAAACUCCCUCUACCACAGGUCCAGGGGGCGUGGCUCAACGUGUGUAGCGCCACGCCCCCUCUUGUCACCUUUGAACAAUAAACAUAUCAGAGUUA
Homarus americanus (American lobster) is the source of this 2894-nucleotide messenger RNA. RefSeq names its product H2.0-like homeobox protein. The transcript is spliced from 4 exons. Gene Ontology annotation, biological process: regulation of transcription by RNA polymerase II. Gene Ontology annotation, molecular function: DNA binding; DNA-binding transcription factor activity, RNA polymerase II-specific. The record is from RefSeq and is a predicted model, not a curated record. Lineage: Eukaryota; Metazoa; Arthropoda; Malacostraca; Decapoda; Nephropidae. Bases 183 to 1568 code for a protein of 461 amino acids.